AGUGGGAAAUAAAAGUAGAAUAUAAGUGCAAGCAUAUCUUAAGGUCACGCUUUAACAUCGAACAAAAACAAUCAAAGCCUUCUUCUUCUUCGUCGUCGAUUGAUUCACGCGAAAGUCUGCGUUUGGUAUUCUCUGAAAAGAUGCAUUCAAGUCACUUGCUUCUGGAAGAGCCGAUUCGGAUGGCUUCAAUCUUGGAGCCAUCCAAGGCCAGUUUUUUCCCUGCAAUGACGAAGAUUGUAGGAACACUUGGCCCUAAAUCUCGAUCUGUUGAUGUUAUAUCCGGUUGCCUCAAAGCAGGAAUGUCUGUGGCUAGGUUUGAUUUUUCGUGGGGUAAUCCUGAGUACCAUCAAGACACUUUGGAGAAUCUGAAGGCUGCUGUCAAGAGCACUAAGAAGCUUUGUGCUGUUAUGCUGGAUACUGUGGGUCCGGAGUUGCAGGUUAUCAAUAAAAGUGAGAAGCCUAUUUCACUUAAGGCUGAUGCUUCUGUUGUUCUCACUCCUGAUCAAGGACAAGAAGCCUCUUCACAAUUGUUGCCCAUCAAUUUCGAUGGACUUUCUAAGGCAGUUAAGAAGGGAGACACCAUUUUCAUCGGUCAAUACUUGUUCACUGGAAGAGAGACUACCUCUGUAUGGCUGGAGGUUUCUGAAGUGAAAGGGGAUGAUGUAGUUUGUGUGAUAAAGAACACUGCAACUUUGGCUGGUUCAUUAUUAACUUUGCAUGCCUCUCAAAUUAUUAUUGAAUUGCCAACCCUCUCUGAUAAAGACAAGGAGGUUAUUAGUUCUUGGGGAGUUCAAAACAAAAUUGACUUCCUCUCCUUGUCAUAUACCCGCCAUGCUGAAGAUGUGCGCCAGGCUAGGGAGUAUCUUUCAAAGUUGGGUGAUCUCUAUCAAACUCAAAUUUUUGCAAAGAUUGAAAAUAUAGAGGGUUUGACUCAUUUUGAUGAGAUCCUUCAAGAAGCAGAUGGUAUUAUUCUUUCCCGUGGAAAUUUGGGUAUAGAUCUCCCACCCGAGAAGGUGUUCUUAUUUCAAAAAGCUGCCCUUUACAAGUGUAACAUGGCUGGAAAGCCUGCAGUUGUUACUCGUGUUGUGGACAGUAUGACUGACAACCUAAGGCCUACUCGUGCAGAAGCCACUGAUGUUGCAAAUGCAGUAUUGGACGGGAGUGAUGCAAUUCUUCUUGGUGCUGAGACUCUACGUGGCUUGUAUCCGGUUGAAACCAUUUCAAUUGUUGGUAAAAUUUGUGCUGAGGCAGAGAAGGUUUUCAAUCAAGACCUAUAUUUUAAGAAGACUGUCAAAUAUGUUGGAGAGCCAAUGACGCACUUAGAAUCUAUUGCUUCCUCAGCGGUAAGGGCAGCCAUUAAGGUCAAGGCAUCUGUUAUUAUAUGCUUCACUUCGUUAGGAAGAGCUGCAAGGUUGAUUGCCAAGUAUAGGCCAACAAUGCCAGUUCUAUCAGUUGUAAUUCCCAGGCUUAAAACAAAUCAACUAAAAUGGAGCUUUAGUGGAGCGUUUGAGGCAAGACAAUCUCUCAUUGUGAGAGGCCUCUUCCCCAUGCUUGCUGAUCCACGACAUCCAGCUGAGUCUACAAGUGCAACAAAUGAGUCUGUCUUAAAGGUUGCCCUUGACCACGGAAAGGCUUCAGGAGUUAUAAAAUCGCAUGACCGAGUUGUUGUUUGCCAAAAAGUUGGGGAUGCAUCUGUUGUUAAGAUUAUCGAACUUGAAGAUUAAAAUAUGCGUUGUACCCUCAUAACGUGGUAUUUUUGUUUCUCCAAAUUUUUUGAAAGCGAUGGUGGUAGACUAUGUUGGUAGCACCUGUGAGGUAUAUCUCCAGGUUUGGAGUCAAGUUUAUGAUGGAAAUGUAUUGAGAAAAUACACUGGUGAUUAUCAAACUUUGUUCGCUGUGAUAGUUGCGGAAGAUUUCUCCGCAACUCCCAAUUUUAGGUUCAAAUAUUGGAAGUGAUAUUUGCAAAAUGAUUCCAUAAGUUUGUUUUGUUGGUAUUUAUACCAAAGCACAUGGUUUUCAUGUGGGAUAAUUAGUUGAUUUACUCUAUUGCAAAGCUCAACUUCAUCCUUAA
Molecule: messenger RNA, 2071 nt
Organism: Pistacia vera
Lineage: Eukaryota; Viridiplantae; Streptophyta; Magnoliopsida; Sapindales; Anacardiaceae
Product: pyruvate kinase 1, cytosolic
Exons: 16
Coding region: 141-1724 (527 amino acids)
Biological process (GO): glycolytic process
Cellular component (GO): cytoplasm
Molecular function (GO): potassium ion binding; magnesium ion binding; pyruvate kinase activity
Source: RefSeq, a predicted model, not a curated record